This is a messenger RNA of Scedosporium apiospermum, 3030 nucleotides long. RefSeq lists its product as uncharacterized. The record is from RefSeq and is a predicted model, not a curated record. The transcript has 8 exons. Gene Ontology annotation, molecular function: metalloaminopeptidase activity; manganese ion binding; zinc ion binding. The coding region runs from base 1 to 3030 and encodes 1009 amino acids. NCBI's taxonomy places the organism in Eukaryota, Fungi, Ascomycota, Sordariomycetes, Microascales, Microascaceae. Gene Ontology annotation, biological process: regulation of DNA-templated transcription.
AUGACGUCGCCGACCAGGACGCCGAGUAACAGCAGUUGUACCGACGACCAAACCACCUUCACGGAGACAUUCCUCCUUGGGGGAACACCGGACCUACCUACACUCCAAGCCCUCCGAGGCCCCGGGCACGAGACCCGGAAGAAGAGAGCCCACCGGAAGAGUCGAUGGGGCUGCUCGGCGUGCAAGCGCCGGAAAGUGAAAUGUGAUGAGAAGGCGCCAUGCGGCAACUGCGUCAAACGGCGGGAGACGUGCUCGCUUGUCGACACCCAGUUAGCUAACGGUGCGGCUGGUCUUUCCUUAAGCGUGCGUCCAGAACCAAACCCGCUUCUCCCGGGUGUGGAUUCUAGGGUGAACCUCCUGCAUAUGGAGCUGUUCUACCAUGCAUUUCACGAGACCGUUCCCGGUCUAGUCAUGUACGAGGAGAUAUGGAAAGAUCUGUUAAAGGAGUGUUUUAAGUUCGAAUACCUCAUGAACGCCUUGCUGGCCAUGGCAGCCCGCCAUCUCAGUAUCAUCAACCCGGACGUGCCACGGUACCAUGAGGCAGCUAUGGUGCUACUCGCCAAAUCCUGCGAGGAAUUCCGCAGCGUGCUCGACCUGGAGUUGACGGUAGAGAACAGAGACGCCGCCCUGGGGACCUGCAUCCUCAUCCAUUACCUGUGUUGGUGCGAUUUAGGAUUCCUCGAGGGUCAGCAACGGAAUCUCGACGGCACUUACCGGCGACUAGACCUCUCGCAGGACCGACUGUUCCUACUCUCAGAAGGCGUCCGCCACGUACGAUACAUGUCCUGGCAGCUCCCAGACCCGUCGGGGAGCAUAUUUUGGCGCCUUAUCCACCAGAGGAAGUGCGUCAUGCUCCGCGAUAGCCUCGCGGAGAGGGGCAUAGAAUACGGUCAUCUUCGGUCCAGAAUUAUCGAUCUCUACGAUGACCCGCGCUUCCACGGCAAAGGCCCCAACCUCUCCUCCCCGACUACGCCAGAAGAUGAAGCAGCAGCAUCCGCACCAUCGUCUCCUUCACCGUCAAUACGUGACCUCUGCCAGCAGCAAGGACAGCUCCCCAUCUGGGCGCUACCCUGCGCGCACAUGUUCUCCGACGCCCACAUUCUCUCCAUCAUCGCGCUCCGGGUGCCUGCCGACGACGACCAGAGCGAGAUCGAAAAGGAACUCUACAAGCGGCUUUCGUUCGAGAUUGUCGCGGACCGCAUCGCGCUCAUGAUUCACAUCACCUUGCUCCAAGAAGCGGAAACAUUAGAAGGCGCAUCGAAAGUACUAGAUUACAGCGACCCACAGCUAAGGGACGAAGUGGAGAGAUGUUUCCUGUCGUUCCCUCUGUUGACGUACAGGCCGUUCAACGAUCUCAUAAGUCAGGGUGAUUCGAGGGCGCUCGUGGCCCAUACGUUCCUUUCGGAUUACCUACCAUUAAACUUUACAGCAGUAAUGGCAACGAGUGUUCGAGGGGCCGCGGAGGCCCUCGAGGAAUUUGACUUUGGCUUGGAUCUCAUCGAUGAAUUCGAUGCACUGCUGGUCAACGUGAAGAAUGAAGAGGAUGAGUUAACUUCGCUAGGAAAGUACCCAGCCAAGCUACAUGCAAGAAAGGUUGCCGCCGAGCUCUCCUCUGAGCACGAAAUCUCCAGCGGUCUCGUCUUUCUUCCCGGCGAACCGUCCACCGUCUACGAGGACUCCGACCAAGCUCCUCCCUUCCGCCAACGCCGAUAUUUCUACUACCUCAGCGGCGCCAACUUCGCUGACUGCGCCAUCACCUACGACAUCAAAACGGACCACCUAACCCUCUGGAUCCCCUAUGUCGAACCCCGCCAAGUCCUCUGGUACGGCUUCACCCCGGGCAUCGAAGAAUGCCGCGCCCGCUAUGACGUGGACUCUGUCCGCUACGUCGACCAGAUGGAGGACUACAUCGCCCAGCGCCUCCUCUACGGCUCCUCCAACACCCUCUACAUCCUCCACGCCCACCACGCACCCCGCCUGUCCCCCGAAACUAGCUCCAGGAUCUCCAUCGACGCCUACCGGCUGAAGCUUUGCAUGGAUGCUGCGCGCGUCGUAAAGUCGGACUACGAGGUCGCUAUGAUCCGCCGCGCGAAUUCUGUUUCGUCGGCGGCCCAUCGGCGGGUCGCGGAGCAGCUGCGCACAUUUGCUAAUGAGAGAGAGAUCGAGGCGGCGUUUCGUUCCGUGUGCGCUUUGAAGGGCGCCAAGAAUCAGGCUUACCCCGUCAUCGCCGGGUCCGGGAAGAACGCGGCGACGUUGCACUACGGGGAGAACGACGAGGAUCUGAAAGAUCGGGAGCUCGUCGUCAUCGAUGCCGGGUGUGAGUGGGAUUGCUACGCUAGCGACAUCACCCGCACGUUACCAAUUUCGGGCCGCUUCUCGAAGGAGGCUAGGGAGAUUUACGCCAUCGUCGACAAGAUGCAGAAGGAGUGCAUCUCGGCCGUGCGUCCUGGUGUUUUGUAUUAUAAGCUUCAUCUGCACGCUGCCGCCGUUGCGCUCGUGGGGCUGAUGAGGUUGGGCGUUCUCGGUGGCGGCACCGUCGGCGAGAUUUGGAACGCCGCUACCGUGACGGCUUUUUUCCCCCAUGGGCUGGGUCAUCACGUUGGGCUUGAAGUCCAUGAUGUCCCCGGAAGGGAAAGGCUCCUUCUGUUGGAGGCGGACGAUGAAGUCGCCGCAACUACUGCCAAGCCCCGCCGGAAGCUGAUGAAGCGCCAGUUCGUCACCCCCGAGAUCAUGAAGAGCUUUGCUCCUACGGCGACUCCGCCCCCGUACAAAGGCCGCCAGAGACUCGAGAAGAACAUGAUUGUUACCAUCGAGCCCGGAAUUUACUUCUGCCGCGAAUACAUCGAGGGCUACUUCCUCAAAGACCCCACCCACAAGCGCUACAUCAACACCGACGUUCUCGAAAAGUAUUACAAGGUCGGCGGUGUCCGCAUUGAGGACGACAUACUCGUCACGGAUGACGGCUAUGAGAACCUUACUAGUGCUCCCAAGGGAGAGGAACUUCUUCGCAUCAUCAAUGGGGAGGACUAG